Molecule: messenger RNA, 427 nt
Organism: Brienomyrus brachyistius
Lineage: Eukaryota; Metazoa; Chordata; Actinopteri; Osteoglossiformes; Mormyridae
Product: endoplasmin-like
Exons: 3
Coding region: 159-410 (83 amino acids)
Biological process (GO): protein folding
Molecular function (GO): ATP binding; ATP-dependent protein folding chaperone; ATP hydrolysis activity
Source: RefSeq, a predicted model, not a curated record
UUUAAUUCUGAAGGUUGCUUUGAUUUUAUCAACUGACAUACAUAAGCUUCUGUAGACAAAAGUAUAUUGGCAAUACAUGACGCUGUUGCUGUUCUUAAAUUCCUUACUGCCUUGGCCUUCUAUAAGCACAUAAGUGACAUAAUGCAAAUGUGCCUCUCAUGCAGGCCAACCCAGAGGACCAGACUGCUGCAGACCUUGCAGUGGUGCUGUUUGAAACUACCACCUUACUUUCAGGCUAUCAGCUGGCGGACACUAAGGCUUAUGGAGAGCGGAUAGAGCAGAUGCUGCGACUCAGCAUGAACGUAGAUGUCAACGAGCAGGUGGAGGAGAAGCCAGAGGAGGAAAAUGAGGAACCUGUAGAGGAUGAUGCUGAGGAAGAGGAGGACACCACAGACAAGGAUGAGCUGUAAUUCACAGAGCACAGGGC